This is a messenger RNA of Aspergillus sclerotioniger CBS 115572, 4579 nucleotides long. It is a transcript of the gene ncr1, whose product is annotated as sphingolipid transporter NCR1. The coding region runs from base 395 to 4231 and encodes 1278 amino acids. The transcript has 3 exons. Lineage: Eukaryota; Fungi; Ascomycota; Eurotiomycetes; Eurotiales; Aspergillaceae. The record is from RefSeq and is a predicted model, not a curated record. Gene Ontology annotation, cellular component: membrane.
AUCACAUCCGGGCGUAUUUUCCUGCACCUAAUGUAGGAGGUUCUUUUAAAUGGAGUGGACCAAGAGAAUGGAGUGAAUGGAGCGGAUGGAUGGAUGAAUGGUCCCUGGCAGAGUGACAGCUUGUGCCUGGACGAUGACGGCGAGUGCCUGACGUUAGCGCCCGACCCGUGAGGCCAGCCAGCCGAGGCCGAUUCCAGAGGGACUCGCCGCUUACGUACAUCGCGCUUAUCGUCAUCCCGGAAGCUCCCUGCCGACCUGCGCCUCCUCUAUUUACUUCGCCCUCGCUGUCUCAACCCUUCAAUCCCAUCCAUCCACCCUCCUAUCCAUUAUUCGACCAUCUUUGAAUGUAAUCAGCAGCCCAGUUCGCUUAUCCUGACCGGCUACACCCCCAACCAUGCGGGGACUCCGCUUCAUCCCCAUUAUCGCAAGUCUUGGCGUUCUCCCUCAAUCGCUGGCCCGAGACGAUCCGAGCUUGGGCUUCACCAACAUCCAUGAGCCCGGCCGUUGUGCCAUUCGCGGGCACUGCGGGAAGAAGUCGUUCUUUGGUGGCGAGCUCCCCUGUCCUGACAAUGGGCUGGCAGAGCAGCCUGAAGCAGCGGUGAGGAAGAAGCUGGUAGACCUAUGCGGCAGCAAAUGGGAGGAAGGUCCCGUGUGCUGUCAAGAUGAGCAGAUCGACGCACUCUCCAGAAACCUGAAACUUGCCGAAGGUAUAAUCGCGUCUUGUCCUGCCUGCAAAGCAAAUUUCUUCAACAUCUUCUGCACCUUCACCUGCUCCCCAGACCAGUCCCUAUUCGUCAACGUCACCCAGAUCGACAAGAACGGCUCCGGAAAACAACUCGUCACCGAAAUAGAUAACGUCUGGUCGGAAGAGUUCCAGAGUGGGUUCUACGACAGCUGCAAGAACGUCAAAAAUGGUGCUUCAGGUGGCAAGGCCAUCGAUUUCAUCGGUGGCGGUGCCAAGAAUUACUCUCAGUUCUUGAAAUUUUUGGGAGACAAGAAGCUUCUGGGAAGCCCGUUUCAGAUCAACUUCAAGACCGAGCCUGCUGGUCCAGACCCUGAUGGUAUGAAAGCGCUGCCAAUUAAGCCCAAGGCCUGUAACGACGCCGACGAAGCAUUCCGCUGUUCCUGCGUUGACUGCCCCGACGUGUGCCCCGAGUUACCUGCCCUCAGAACGGACGGAUACUGUCAUGUGGGCCUGCUGCCCUGUCUGUCAUUCGCGGUGAUCCUCAUCUACUCGGUCUUCUUGCUGGUCGUCGUAGCAUGCUCCAGCUACUUCACUUACCGAGAACGCCGCUACCGCAAACCCGAACGCGUCAGACUCCUGCAGGAUCCGGCCCCGAGCGACGAUGAGGACGAAGGUGACAUCGUCCGCGCAGGCGGGUAUAUCGAGCAGCCCAACGGUGUCUACAAGCUGAACACUGUUCUCGAUAGGAUGUUUAAUCGCAUUGGUGGUGCCUGUGCUCGCUUCCCGGCCAUCACGAUUGUAUCCAGCGUGGUUGUGGUCAGUCUGUUGAGCCUGGGUUGGUUUCGCUUUGCCGUCGAGACGGACCCGGUCCGCCUCUGGGUAAGCCCAACCUCGGCAGCGGCGCAAGAAAAGGCCUAUUUUGAUGCCAAUUUCGGGCCGUUCUACCGGGCAGAACAAGCAUUUCUCGUCAACGACACUGCCUCAGGCGACGGGCGCGUUAUGAGUUAUGACACCCUAAGUUGGUGGUUUGACGUGGAGUCGAGAGUACACCGGAUGAUUUCUCUGGACCGGGAACUGAUCCUUGAUGACAUCUGCACCAAACCAACUGGCGAAGCUUGUGUGGUGCAGUCGUUGACGGGCUAUUUUGGAGGAUCUGUGGCAAAUCUGGACCCCGAUACUUGGGAAGCCCGGCUCAAGCAUUGCGCGGAUUCGCCUGGUGAUGUGAGCUGUCUCCCGGACUUCGGACAACCACUGCGACCGGAAAUGAUUCUCGGAGGAUAUGAAGAGUCGGGCGAUGUUCUCGAUGCCCAAGCGCUGUUCACAACAUGGGUGGUGGACAACCAUCAGCAAGGGACAGAAGGUGAAGCCAAUGCCAUUGAUUGGGAGGAUAGCCUCAAACGCAUACUGGAAGUGGUACAAGAAGAAGCCAAGGAGCGCGGACUGCGUGUCUCGUUCAACACCGAAGUCAGUGUCGAGCAGGAGCUGAACAAGUCCAGCAACACCGAUGCCAAGAUCGUUGUCAUUAGCUACAUCAUCAUGUUUAUUUACGCAUCCUUGGCGUUGGGUUCGGUCACGGUGACGUGGAAGUCUCUGUUCAGCAAUCCCGCCAAUGCUCUAGUCCAGUCCAAGUUUACUCUGGGGAUCGUCGGCAUUGUCAUUGUUCUGAUGUCAGUUUCCGCGUCGGUUGGACUGUUCUCUGCGGCAGGAAUCAAGGUCACCCUAAUUAUCGCCGAGGUCAUCCCGUUCCUCGUUCUGGCUGUGGGUGUUGACAAUAUCUUCCUGAUCGUCCACGAAUUCGAACGAAUCAACGUCAGCCACCCAGACGAAGAGAUCGACGAGCGUAUCGCUCGUGCUGUGGGCCGAAUCGGCCCCAGUAUCUUCCUAUCUGCAACCACGGAGACUAUUGCGUUUGCCAUGGGGGUUUUUGUCGGAAUGCCUGCCGUGAAAAAUUUUGCCGUAUAUGCUGCAGGUGCAGUUUUCAUCAACGGUGUCUUGCAAAUCACCAUGUUUAUCUCUGUUCUGGCUUUGAACCAGAAGCGCGUGGAGAGCCUACGUGCGGAUUGCAUUCCGUGCCUAACAGUCCGCAAAGCGCAUUCCGGCAUGUCCGAUGAUCAGCUCCUCGACGACCAGGAGGGAGAAAGCGCUUUGCAAGCAUUUAUCCGCACAGUCUACGCAUCUUCACUUCUGGGACGUAGGGUCAAGGUCCUCGUGGUGAUCACGUUCCUUGGCCUUCUGACAGCUGGGCUGGCUUUGAUUCCAAAGGUGGCUCUUGGACUGGACCAACGCAUCGCCGUUCCAAGCGACUCUUACCUCAUUCAGUACUUCGAGGACUUGAAUGCCUACUUCGGAAGCGGACCCCCAGUCUACUUUGUGACACGGAACGUAAAUGUUACUGAACGGCACCACCAGCAACAGCUUUGUGGACGCUUCACUACCUGCGAAGAAUUCUCUCUCCCCUUUGUGCUCGAGCAAGAGUCCAAACGAUCCAAUGUCUCCUAUAUUUCAGGAUCCACCGCUAGCUGGAUUGAUGACUUUUUCUACUGGCUGAACCCCCAGCAAGACUGUUGCAAGGAAAAUGAUGAAAUAUGCUUCGAGGACCGGACACCUGCCUGGAAUAUUUCUCUGUACGGAAUGCCGGAAGGAGACGAGUUCAUCCACUACGUUGAAAAGUGGCUCGAAUCCCCUACUGACGCGUCCUGCCCACUGGGAGGCAAGGCGCCAUACAGCAAUGCCCUUGUGGUCGACCAGAAGCGAAUAAUGACCAACGCCAGCCAUUUCCGCACCACCCACACACCUCUUAGGACGCAAGAUGAUUUCAUCAAAUCCUACAUCUCGGCCCGCCGUAUCGCCGAUGGCAUUUCUAAGGAGCACGGAAUUGAUGUAUUUCCCUAUUCCAAAACCUACAUCUUCUUUGAUCAGUAUGUCUCCAUAAUCCAGCUGACGGGGACAUUGCUGGGCUUUGCUGUUGCCAUCAUCUUCGCUUUGACAUCCACACUCCUUGGGUCUGUGGCAACUGGUGCGGUGGUCACUACGACUGUGGUGAUGAUCUUGGUCGACAUUAUAGGCGCCAUGGCCGUGGCUGGCGUGUCGCUCAAUGCCGUUUCCCUCGUGAACCUCAUUAUUUGCGUAGGUAUUGCGGUCGAGUUCUGCGCGCACAUUGCUCGGGCAUUCAUGUUCCCAUCCCGUGCUAUCCUGGAAAAGGUGCCGACCAAGUUUCGCGGCAAGGAUGCGCGGGCGUGGACGGCGCUGGUUAAUGUUGGAGGCAGUGUCUUUAGUGGCAUUACUGUGACGAAGCUGCUGGGGGUAUGUGUGCUGGCAUUUACUAGGAGUAAGAUCUUCGAGAUCUAUUACUUCCGAGUGUGGUUGGCCUUGAUCGUGUUUGCUGCCACCCAUGCUCUCAUCUUUUUGCCUGUGGCGCUCAGUUACUUUGGCGGCGAGGGCUAUGCCGACCCCGGGGCUGAUGGUGGUCUUGAAGAGAACCUUGCAUCCAGGGGCUACCGUUCCCUGCUGGGCGACGACGAUUAUUACGACUCUGACGAAUAUUAGACGUCCAUUGCGCCGGAACGCACCGUCUUAUACAGCAAUAAAUGAUAUCACGUCCUAUGGGGCGUUGAUCACAAGCCACUAUCAACGGAUGCGACCUGUAACAGGAUCCGUCAAGUGAGGCUGUCCCCCCGAUUAUAUUUUCCUCAAUGUUAUACAAGAUGGUGGGGAGUUACCACAGUUGGGAUGGAGUUAGGUCAUUGAAUAAUUGGUUACUCAGCGAAUCAAUCGACGCGUAUUAUGUAUCUGCCCUGGUAAAUAAAGCGUGAACCUUGUCGGGACGCGUGACCUCUGUCGCGGGCCAACCUCUGUUCCGGGCGGGAACUUAACAGCGAAUCUAUCAGUCUGGCG